Botrytis byssoidea is the source of this 858-nucleotide messenger RNA. RefSeq lists its product as uncharacterized. The transcript has a single exon. The record is from RefSeq and is a predicted model, not a curated record. The coding region runs from base 1 to 858 and encodes 285 amino acids. Lineage: Eukaryota; Fungi; Ascomycota; Leotiomycetes; Helotiales; Sclerotiniaceae.
AUGACAGUUCAUAACCCAAAUCCUGUGCAAAAUAUCUACAAUGCUCCUACACAGCCCGCAUACGCAAUUCAGAGUGGCCAUCGCACGAUUCCGUUGGGUCAGGGACAAGGAUUAGUCCCUGGAUCUGCAGGUAUGGGAGGUACGGGAGCAUCACCAUUGGGAGGUGCGCAGAAUGUUAAUGCUAGUGGAGGAGUUGUAGCGAGUUCGGGUGGUAGGAGGGGACAUGGUGGCAGUGCGCGGGUGAUGGGACAGAAUGCUAGGGGGGUUAGUCCGGGUCGAAACCAGAGUCAUGGAGCGGGAAGUGGGAAUGAGAAUGGGAAUGCUGGUGGGGCUUCUCAGCAUGUGAGUGCAUCGGGAAUGCAGGCUCAGGCUCAAUUUCAACAUCGACAUAAUCCGGUCAACCAUAUGACUGCUCAGGCUCAAGUUCAGCAUCAACAAAAUACAGCCAAUUAUGUUCAUCCUCAAGCUCACAAUCCACAACCCCAUAACCCAAUGAACCACAUCCAACCUCUUUUCGGAGGUUCCUUCGGUCCACACGCUCCCCACAUUCCUCGCAGAGGAGGCCUAUUAUCUCAACUCUCUCCCUACGUUCCUCGCACAGGAAAUACACGUUUUUCUCCCAGAAACCUUCGGGGAAAUAGAUCAGCUAACAGACCGCCAAUGCAACUAACAGGCCUACCGGUAUCAUUUGGAUAUCCUGAGAUUGGAAAUGUGAAUGCAGGAGGAAUAGGAAUGGGAAUGGGAUUCGGAGAUGGAGGUAUGGUUGUGAAUGGAUGGGAUAGUAGAUGGGAUGGAAGUGGUUCCUUUAGGGGAAGUGCAGCUUGUCCAAGAGGUGGUCGAGGUAGAAGAAGAAGAUAG